CUACAUCAAAGGUACCGCCUCGAAAUGAAACUUCUCUAUGUUCAUUAUUCCGUGGUAUAAUUAUUCUGCAUAUCUAUACACGUAGCCGCCGAGCAAUAGAAGUGGUGGUAAACUCGGUACUGGUGACUUUCCCCUCAAAGUGUUCAGAGUCUGUUGGAAUCAAUUUGACUACGUAUGUAUCGAUGUUGCAACUGCGGUGUACGUUCGGACCGUGUAAACGUAUUCAAUGAGGAAACAAAUCGAGGUCAGGAGUGCAGCAUUCAAUGAAAGGCCCCCUUACCGUGGUUUCCACUGCAAAACAAGGGCAAAUUAAAACGAACAUUUGUUUAUUCUGAUAUUUCUACAAGUUCCCUUCUUCUUCUCUCUUUCGCUCUCUCCAACUUGCCCGUCCUCUCGUUUUAUGAUCUUUUUCUAUCUUACGUUUAACACUACUUAUUUAUCUCUCUUCUACCCAUCCCCUUUCAUAUUCCUAUCCCUGUUUCACGGCACUCAACUUCUCUGUCUCUCUUAAUCUUUCGUACUCCGCAAAUCGAACUAGCCUCCCUUCCUGCGAAUUUACGUGGAUAUUUCUACUUGUGAACGGUUCCCAAACCUUCAGGAUGCAGGCCAUUAAGUGCGUUGUCGUAGGAGACGGAGCUGUAGGUAAAACAUGCCUCCUCAUAAGCUACACUACUAAUGCCUUUCCUGGAGAAUAUAUUCCGACUGUGUUUGACAAUUAUUCCGCAAACGUUAUGGUCGAUGGGAAACCGAUCAAUCUUGGUUUAUGGGACACAGCGGGCCAAGAAGAUUACGAUAGAUUAAGACCGUUGUCUUACCCCCAGACAGACGUCUUUUUGAUUUGUUUUUCUCUGGUUAACCCAGCCAGUUUUGAAAACGUUCGUGCUAAGUGGUAUCCGGAGGUUCGCCACCACUGUCCGCCUACUCCGAUUAUUUUAGUAGGGACUAAACUGGAUUUACGCGAGGACAAAGAAACAAUCGAGCGAUUAAAGGAUAAGAAGCUAGCACCGAUUACGUACCCCCAGGGUUUGACAAUGGCAAAAGAGAUCGGUGCAGUGAAAUAUUUAGAAUGUUCAGCCUUAACUCAAAAAGGAUUGAAAACAGUAUUCGACGAAGCGAUCCGUGCAGUAUUAUGCCCUGUUCUACAAGUAAAACCAAAACGCAGGUGUUUCCUUCUAUAAUAUUAAAUGUCCGAUGACGGUGGAGCAAGUAUAAAUGUAUAACCCCUCCUCCGAUCGGACUCGAUUGCAGCAGGACAUCUAAUUUUUGAAUUAAAACAAAAAAAAUACCGCUGUCUGUAUGAUUCAUCUCUCUACAAGCAUCUGCCAUAAAAGCGCACAAAUCAAUUUGUAUAAUGCGUAUAAAAAGGUAAAAGGAAAAAAUAUAUGUGUGUUUUGAACAUUAGCUAAAUGUUCCGAACAGAGAAAUGAAGCCAAAUGAAAACUGAACUGAUAAUGUACAGUAUACUAGAGUGUGUUACUAAUAUUAGUUACUACAUAUGAAUCAUAAGAAAACAAGCAUUAUUAUAUACGUGCGUUCAUGCACACACUAGAUACUAAUCAAUUUAAUCGCAAAGGUAAAUCAUUUUAUUCAAUUUUGCAUUGUAUAUUUUAAAUGUUUAUACAUUUUUUAAAGUUUUGGUAGAAAGAGCGAUCAAUGGAGCAAAAUUAUUCAAUUGAUCUUUCAGAUAAGUUAAUCCUUCUAAUAAUUCUAUUUGGAGUCAAUUAUGUGUAUAUCUAUGUUGUAUGAUAUACAUAAACUGGUGCGAGUGAUUCCUCGUGAAAUAUUUCGUUUACAAAAAGAAUAAUUUUGAAAAUUCGUCGAACUAAGCUCCGACUUUAUACAUUUUAUACACUUUGUACUGAUCACAAGUACAGAAAUUCUUGCAUUGAAAAAAACGUGGCAAAAAUGCUACUGUAAUAUAUCCGAAGGUUAUCAAACGCUCUUAAAAUGUAAUUUCAUGUUUAUUUCCAAAUGUCUAUUCUGGAAUGCAUAGAAUCAAGACUUACGAUUAGUCAAAUGUUAACGAAGCCUGAAACAAUUUUUUAUUACGUUUUUAAUGUGCUUUUUCAUGAGGCACCACACCUACCCGUUAGCACUACUUUCUUUAGAAUAAUCUCUACUAUAUACAUAUAUUUUAUAGUAAAUAUACAGAUGCGAAUCGCGUAAAAUGAAUUCCACCUUUAACUAAAUUGGUUAAUAUUACUAUAUACAUACCAUGAUAUAAGAUACAUAGUCGUCUAAGUUUUAGAGGUGAGCAAUACAAGUGUGAUUCUAAUUCUUUGCCUCUUUGCUGCGUUUUCAUGUCACUGCAGGCCUCUGCUGUAACUGAUACGCACAACACGGCUAAAGAGAUAAAAAUACAAAAAAUUAAUAUCAGAGGGGGGAAAAAGAAAAGAAAAAUUUAGCGUGGAUGAGUGAAUGUUUGAAGGAGUGCAUAUAAAAGCCAAGAGAGAAAGACAGAGAAAAGGAAUUCUUCUAUAGCGAGUAAUUGUACAUAAAUGGUAAAAGUUCAAACUGUAUUCCUAUUACUAUCAUUUUACAUGUAUAAGCUGCUGAAUCUAAAUCGAAUGUUAUUUGUUUUUUAUAUAUAUAUUAUAAAUAUAUAUGUAAAGUGGGGCUGGACCGAGAUCUAUUUCAA
This is a messenger RNA of Colletes gigas, 2638 nucleotides long. It is a transcript of the gene Rac1, whose product is annotated as ras-related protein Rac1. The record is from RefSeq and is a predicted model, not a curated record. Gene Ontology annotation, cellular component: plasma membrane; cytoskeleton; cell projection. Gene Ontology annotation, molecular function: GTP binding; GTPase activity; protein kinase binding. The transcript is spliced from 3 exons. The coding region runs from base 600 to 1178 and encodes 192 amino acids. NCBI's taxonomy places the organism in Eukaryota, Metazoa, Arthropoda, Insecta, Hymenoptera, Colletidae. Gene Ontology annotation, biological process: cortical cytoskeleton organization; establishment or maintenance of cell polarity; motor neuron axon guidance.